CAUUUUGGGCGCUGCGGCGGCUUAUUAAAUAUUAUGAUAAAUAGUCAAAAAGUUUUUCUGCGUGAGAAAAGGAUGUGUGGCGGGAGAGCGUGAGAAAAGACCCGAAUGCGUGCCUGUCACUCUCAACUACCGAACGCUUGUAUGUUGCGGAAGACGUCAUUUCCGUCGUUGCUAUGGUUACAAGUCUUCUGCGAGGACGCGCAGCUUCACUGUAUUGUUGACUGAUAGCUAAAUUAAAAGUAUGAACUCGUGUGAAAGUGAGGACUUGGAAAAGUUCUUGACGAACGUGGACCGUAUAAGUGAGCUGGUGAAGGAGCUGAACUCAGGUGAUGUGGUCACUCAGGAGAAAGCUGUGGAACAGGCAGAUUGCCUGGUUGCCUCUCUGGAAGAAGAAAAAACGAGCAAAAAUCGUAUCAACAGGACAGUUAUUAAUACCAGUCCCGUGUGUGUUGGUAAACAAUGGAAUGCAACUCAUAUGCCCAGUGAAAGUCCAGAGAAUUUUAUGAAAGCUUUAGAAAAGGAUGCAGAGAAGAGAAGAAAGAGGAGACAAGUGAAAGAGAAGGAAGCAAAUGACUUUAAGGAAAAAGGAAACAAAGCAUUUGCCAUGGAAGACUAUGAAUUGGCUUGCAAAAUGUACACAGAAGGUCUAGAAAAGCUUCGUGAUAUGCCAGCCCUUUAUACAAACAGAGCUCAGGCCCUGAUCAAGCUGAAGAAGUAUAAGGAGGCUAUAAGUGACUGUGAAUGGGCCCUGAAGUGCAGUGAUAAGUGUAUUAAGGCAUAUGUCCACAUGGGCAGAGCACAUCUAGGACUGAAAAAUUUUACAGAGUCUAGGCUGUGUUAUAAAAAGAUAUUGGAUAUUGUGCCGGAACGUGAAACCCUUGUGAAAGAUUAUCUGACACAUGUGGAUUCGGAAGAGAAAAAGGCCCUUCAGGAAGAAACAGCACUCAGGGAGUUGAGUGAUGGAAAAAAAGAAGCCGGGGCCAUUCUUGACUUGCUGACAAAGCUGGACAGGCCCAGUGAGCACAACCUAUAUUACUGUGGUGGAUUGGAGCUUCUUACACAAGCCGUUAAAGACAAUACUGGGCAGACUUUAUUCCGAUUAAACAAUGGCUUUAGUGUCAUCACUGGCAAUAAGGAUAUACAGAGCUGUCUUAUGCAGACUUCUAAAGAGCUGCACAGCAUGGAUCUGUGUGUCGCUGUCCUCAGAUUAUGGACAAAGGUUUGCAGUGGAAAUGAGGAAAAUCAACAGCUGUUACUGCAGUGUCUCAGCACAAGAGAACAGCUUGUCCUGUUGUUAACCUCAGCUUCAUUAGCAAUCCAGCAGGAAUGUUUUACUCUAGUCUACAUGUACUGUCAGACCCAGCACGGAAGACGCUUGGUAAUUGAAAACCUCAAUUUGAUCAGAAUGGCAGAGAUCUUGAUGGACAGCGUAUGCAAAGGCGGCAAAUCAAGAACCAUGGCCCUCGGUAUUCUGGAGAACUUGGCUGGAGAAAAUAAAUUUCGGAUCCAGUCUCGAGAGAGCUUUACAAAGGUUUUUGCACCUCCUUUCGAGCAUUUGCUGGAUAAUGUCGCGGCAUCCAGCCAAGGCUUUCUGCCGUGCUUAAUUUCUGUGAUCGGGGCCAUGUCUGUGGAUGAAGUCAUUAUUAACAAGCUGGCGAGCCGUGAAGAGUUUUGGAAGAGCUCGUUCUCUGCCAUGGGGCAGUGUGCUAGCUGUGAAUACAGACGUAUUCUCUAUCCUCUCCUCGGUCUGAUGAUCAACGUAGCCUCUAAUCAAGCUUCAGUCAUUCAAGAAUAUGCUGUUGUGGGAUGUAAAAGAUGUGUGGCUCUGCUCAGUGAUCCUGAUGGUGGCAUCAUCACGAGAGCAGCUGGAUUGCUAAGUGUGAUUCUACCAAAAUCAGCUGCUGCCACUGAAGAAGUUAUGAAGCAAGGUGUAGUAAAGAAACUGCUCAAGAUUCUCAAGGUUGAAGGGCAGACAAGCUCGAGAUACUCAAUUAAAGCUAUGGCAGUGUGCACUGCCUCCAGCCAGAAGGCCUGUGAAGAACUACUGAAGCUUGACAAGAGGCUGGUGACCAUGAGGAAGCUCCUGGGCAGCAGUGAUGAGUUACUGGUAGGGAAUGCCGCUCUAUGUCUUGGACACUGUCUGGCGGUGCAGGGAGCCGCAACCAGUCUCUUGGGCACAGAUUGCGUGAUGCUCCUGCUGCGGCAUGCAGCUGGAAAAUCUAAGCGAGUUGACGUUCAGAAGAACGCUGCCAUCACACUGGGAAAACUGUGCAGAGUUGAGCCCAGGCACACAGAGAGGCUCAGGGAACUCAAUGGUCUGGAGAUCCUUCACUCUUGUAUGAAAUUGUGCCAGGAAACGGGGGUGUCUUCACAGGAGCAGAUUAAGAGCCAAAGUAGGGAUAACAUAUAAAGUUGGUUUAUUAGGAAAAAUAACAAUGGUCACAUUCUCAAUAGGCAAGAUGUAAGGCCGCAUCCUCCACGGGAAAACAGGAAGUAAAGCGCUGUCCCCCACAGGAACAAGUGAGGAGCGAAGCCCACCAAAGAAACCAAGAAAUCCAGGAAAAAACAAUCCCGAAAGGCUAGAAAGAGUAAUCAAACAUUGCUCCACAAAUGUUAAAUGCCAGGUUUAUGGUUAUCCUGCUGGGUCUAUGUCUGGCUGAGUCCUUCUGUCAGGAAACGGGGGGGUUUCACUGGACCAGAUUAAGAGCCAAAAGCAGGCAUAACAUUAAAAUGCAGUUUAUUAGGAAAAAUAGCAAAGGCUACAAACACUAGGAACACAGAAACACAAAAUAAAUAAACAAGAUAACAGAUAAACAAAAACCUUCCAGAAUGUCCUCUAGUGUCCAGGCAGGUAAUUGUUCAUGCCAUUGCUGACAAAUUUGUAGUACACAAAUUUGUAGUACAAAUUUGUUGGAUUAGUUCCCGGAAAAUCAACAAUCUUCCUGAACAUAAAGUGAAAAAUUUACACAGGACUAUCUUUAUUAUUCAGUUCUUCCGGUAUUUAUUUUAAUUAAACAACACUGACACUGGUGUGCCAGAUUACAUGAA
Messenger RNA from Tachysurus fulvidraco (yellow catfish), 3048 nucleotides. It is a transcript of the gene ttc12, whose product is annotated as tetratricopeptide repeat domain 12. Bases 242 to 2410 code for a protein of 722 amino acids. The record is from RefSeq and is a predicted model, not a curated record. Gene Ontology annotation, molecular function: protein binding. NCBI's taxonomy places the organism in Eukaryota, Metazoa, Chordata, Actinopteri, Siluriformes, Bagridae. The transcript is spliced from 22 exons.